AUGGCUUCGAGCGGCGGGGGGCUGCGGCGGCGGCGCGGGGGGCAGGCGGAGGAGGAGGAGGAGGGGGGCGAGGCUCCUGGCCAGCCCCAGGCCCCUCCAGGCCAGCCCCUGCGCCCGGGCACCUUCUGGCUGACGCGCCUGGCUCUCCUGCGCGCCACCGCCGCCCUGUACUUUGUCGCUUUUUUGGUGGCUUACCACCAAAACAAGCCGCUGGUCGGUGAGAAGGGCCUUUUGCCUGCCAAGCUGUACUUGGAGAACGUCAAGGCCUACUUCAAAGGGAAGACGAACUUGGAGGCCGUCAGCUAUGCCCCGACUCUCCUCUGGUUCCUGGACUGGUCUAGCAUGGACGGCAUCCUGGAUGGCUUCGCGCUGGCUGGCUUGGGGAUCUCAGUGUUCAUCUUGGUCACCGGCUGUGCCAACAUGAUUCUCAUGACUGCCCUGUGGGCUCUCUACCUCUCGCUGAUUAACGUCGGACAGAUCUGGUAUUCCUUUGGGUGGGAAUCUCAGCUUCUCGAAACGGGUUUCUUAGGGAUCUUCCUCUGCCCAUUAUGGACGCUCUCCCCAUUGCCCAAACACACACCCCCUUCCCGCAUCGUCAUCUGGGGUUAUCGAUGGCUUAUCUUCAGAAUCAUGCUGGGAGCGGGAUUGAUUAAAAUUCGCGGGGAUCGCUGCUGGAGAGAGUUGACUUGCAUGAACUACCAUUAUGAGACUCAGCCUGUGCCCAACCCCGUUGCCUUCUAUAUGCAUCGGUCGCCUUUGUGGUUCCAUCAGUUCGAGACCCUCUUCAACCACUUCGUAGAGCUGUUGGUGCCGUUUUUUAUCUUCCUGGGGCGGCGCAUGUGCAUCCUCCAUGGGGUUCUGCAGAUACUCUUCCAGGUGCUCCUCAUCGUUAGCGGGAACCUGAGCUUCCUGAACUGGUUGACCGUGGUCCCCAGCCUCGCCUGCUUCGACGAUUCCUCCUUGGGGUUUCUUUUCAGCUCCGGAGCCAAGGGCUUCAAGGCUCAAAUACUGCAGAUGCAAAGCGAAGAGUCCAAAGGAAAAGGAACAUCUUCGCGAUACGGCUGCUACAUCCGAAAAGUUGUGAACGUAUCCUUCGGGGUCCUGAUCGCCUAUCUUAGCGUUCCGGUGGUGGUGAAUCUGCUCAGCUCCCGGCAAGUCAUGAACACGUCCUUCAACCCCCUCAGGAUAGUCAAUACCUAUGGGGCGUUCGGAAGCAUCACCAAAGAGAGAACCGAGGUCAUCAUUCAAGGGACGUCCAGCCCAGACCCCAAUGACCCGGCUGCGGUUUGGGAAGAGUACGAAUUCAAGUGUAAGCCUGGGGAUCUGCGCCGGAGGCCCUGCUUCAUCAGUCCGUAUCACUAUCGUCUGGACUGGCUGAUGUGGUUUGCUGCCUUCCAGACCUACGAGCAGAACGAAUGGAUUGUCCACUUGGCCGGAAAACUGCUGGCCAAUGAGAAGGAAGUUUUGUCCUUGAUGGCUUUCAAUCCAUUUGAGGGCAAGGCACCCCCCAGAUGGGUCCGAGGAGAGCAUUUCCGGUACAAGUUCAGCCGGCCAGGAGGGAAGCACGCCGGGGACGGAAAGUGGUGGAUCCGGAAGAGGAUCGGGCCCUACUUCCCGCCCGUCAACCUGGAGGGGCUGAGGAAAUAUUUCGAGGCCCGCCAGUGGCCUCUGCCGUCAGUGAACUGA
Euleptes europaea (tarantolino) is the source of this 1686-nucleotide messenger RNA. It is a transcript of the gene LMF1, whose product is annotated as lipase maturation factor 1. The transcript has 11 exons. Lineage: Eukaryota; Metazoa; Chordata; Lepidosauria; Squamata; Sphaerodactylidae. The record is from RefSeq and is a predicted model, not a curated record. Gene Ontology annotation, cellular component: endoplasmic reticulum membrane. Bases 1 to 1686 code for a protein of 561 amino acids. Gene Ontology annotation, biological process: protein maturation.